GUGCGUUUAGCGUCACAUCACUCCGCGCUGUGACGGAGAGAAGCUGCGAUGAGCGCGCGCCUUAAAACUUUUAUUAGCAUACUUUGACUCCACUCCUCUCUGAUUAAAGCUCGCGCGAACAGCCCGCUAGGCUGUGGGAAUAUAACCUCCGUGGUCGCAGAUAACUGUCCUGACUGCGUGUGUGACACCCCGCGAUGGAGGAGGACAACAACGUCAUGCGAGACUUGAAGGACAUAGAGACGAAGUUGGGCCGAAAAGUUCCUGACAGUCUCUUUCGCUCUCUCGCCGGAGGGAAACACGACAAGUCCGCAGCGCCGCAUUCAGGGAACUGCAAAUGUUGCGCUAACUCUGCGGACAUAAAAAGACUGGAAAGCAAAAUGUUGUUUCUCAAACAGGAGAUGGCAAAUCUGCGAGCCAUUGAUGUAAAGCUCAUGCAGCAGCUUAUGUCCAUCAACGAGGGCAUCGAGUCCAUCCGCUGGAUGAUAGAUGACAAAGGCAGCGUCGCCAGCCAUGACGGCAGCCUGACCGGCAGCUUAUACAGCCUGUCGGACAGCCAGGACGGCGCCUCGCUGCGAGGAAGCUUCAAUAGUUUGAAUGAUGGUAACAGUGACGGCCUGGAUGGUCUUUCUGUGGGUAGUUACCUGGACACACUAGCAGAGGACCUCCCGGAUGAACCCUCGCCUACGGACCUUGAUUGUUUUGUGGAUAAAACGGUGAUCGACGGCGACGCCUUUGCCAAAUCGCCUUUGAAACUCAGGGUGGAGUCGGAUGAAUACUACUGCUUUGGAUAAUAAUGAUAAGCUAAAUGUGGCGAUUACAGAGGGUCUACUGUAAUUUGUGAAGAAUGGUUUCCAAAAGUAUUCUUCACUUUUAAAACAAAAUGCUAUUUUUUUCCUCAAAUUGUAGCGAGAUGUUAGCAAGUCUUACCUGAUGACUAAUGUUACGUUUUACUUUCCUGACUCUGUCGAAACGACGCGCCUCUUCAAACCGUUCAUGCUUAACAUUCAUGUCUUAACACUUUAAACGCAGGUUAAUUGAAAGGGUGUUUUAUUAUGAUUCAAAGUUAUAGUUGUUUUCAGCUAUCCAAUACCUCACUGGGUGUAUCUGUCACACUUUUUAGCCUAAAAGUAUUUUCGAAGGUGGGUGUGGAAAAAGUAGAAACAUCAACUGAACAGCCGAUUUUCCUCACCAUCUGUGGAAAACCCGACUCUGAGUUUGCGUCAGGUCAACCACAAUCAGCUGAUCCGAGAAACGGACUAGAUUGGGAUUUAGCAGCCAUUUGGAAAAUUGGACAUUUCAUGCUGAGCGAUUCUCGAGGCAAAACAGUUUCAAGUGGCAAAGUAAUUAGUCUAAGUGUCACAGCAAGUGCACUUUGCUUCCAUGCCAAAUCCUGAGCUCCACUGCUGUAUGUGUGAAACUUUUAGUUCUGCUUUUUAUUGUUUUGGUUUUUUUACCGACAGGAGUUCCCAAGUCAAACUCUGCUCAGCAGUAGUAGUAGUUAAAGCGUGUAGCCUUAAACACAAGAGAUUCGUUGCACACUUAAAGCUCAGAUUCUUGACUGAAAACCAAAGCAGUUUGAUUGUCUCAUAGAUAAUUUAGGCCCUGCUUUAACAGCAGAUGGGAGGUUUAUAAAUGGUGGACAUAUGUGAGACACGUGUUUUGCUCUGUGGGCAGAUUUUAAAUUCACUGUUGUUAAAGAACGGUUUAACGAGAGCGAUACACCGCUGUACAUAAAUGUGUUAUUUUUAGCUUUAAAGCU
Messenger RNA from Pelmatolapia mariae (spotted tilapia), 1759 nucleotides. Its product is annotated as leucine rich adaptor protein 1-like. Gene Ontology annotation, biological process: positive regulation of canonical NF-kappaB signal transduction. The record is from RefSeq and is a predicted model, not a curated record. The transcript is spliced from 2 exons. The coding region runs from base 195 to 791 and encodes 198 amino acids. NCBI's taxonomy places the organism in Eukaryota, Metazoa, Chordata, Actinopteri, Cichliformes, Cichlidae.